AUGGCACCCAAGAUCCUUGUUGUUCUCACCAGCCAUAGCCUGAUCGAGUCAAUCAACAAGCCUACUGGCUGGUUCCUGCCCGAAUUCUCCCAUCCCUACGAUAUUCUCGCACCCAAGGCCGAGAUCGUCGUCGCCUCGCCAAAGGGUGGUGUAGCCCCUCUCGACCCCGCCUCAAUUGAAUUCUCCAAGUCCGAUGACGCCGCCCAGAACUUCUACAAGACCAAGUCUGAGGUCUGGGAGAAGACCAGGCCCAUCAAGGAGUUCCUCGGCAAGGCGGAGGAGUACGACGCCCUCUUCUACCCCGGCGGCCACGGCCCCGUGUUCGACCUCGCCACCGACAUCGAGUCGAUCCAGCUCAUCAUCCAGUUCCUCGACGCCGGCAAGCCCGUCGCCGCCGUCUGCCACGGUCCCGCCGCCUUCGCCAAUGUCGUGGGCAAGGAUGGAAACCACGUCCUCAAGGGCAAGACCGUGACGGGCUUCACCAAUGCUGAGGAGGACAUCAUGCAGCUGACGAGCGCGAUGCCCUUCCUGCUCGAGGAUGCCCUAAUCAAGGCUGGGGCUACCUUUGUCAAGGCUGACGAGCCUUGGGGCGAGAAGGUUGUGACCGAUGGACUCAUCAUUACUGGCCAGAACCCGGCCUCUGCAGCUGGUGUUGGCAAGGCUCUUGCUACGGCUCUCGGUCUGUAA
This is a messenger RNA of Clonostachys rhizophaga, 687 nucleotides long. The record is from the annotation of a GenBank genome assembly. Lineage: Eukaryota; Fungi; Ascomycota; Sordariomycetes; Hypocreales; Bionectriaceae.